This is a messenger RNA of Chara braunii, 4163 nucleotides long. The record is from the annotation of a GenBank genome assembly. NCBI's taxonomy places the organism in Eukaryota, Viridiplantae, Streptophyta, Charophyceae, Charales, Characeae.
GGUCACCUACAUCUCUGUUCCAGACCAUGACGUGGCCACAACCUGACGGGACCGAGGUCGCCAUUUCGUCUCAUUCCAGAUGGUCUCCAAAGCUGGGAAAGAGACCUCCUCGGGUGCGUCGACGCCAAAGGUGAUUGGCAGGGCUGCGACGUUCCAUGAUAAGUAUUGGGCGCUCGAUUGGCACCUGGUCAUCAAAGUCUCGUAUAGCGGCCCGGUCGUUUUCUUGAGAGAUUCCAGCGGGGCUUACUACCCCUGCGGUGGAGUGAAGAAUUAUGCGUUUGAUAAACUGGAGGUUGCUGAGGAGUACAUGAGAUUUCACGUCACCACUUGCUUCGACGCUGAUGGUAACGAGGAACCGGACAACUACAAACAGGUGUCACUACAUUUGCAGAAGUUCAUCGGGUACGGCAUGCGGGCCGCUGCUAUGCCUCCUUUUGAUAAGUCGCGGAAAAAAGACGGAUCGCAGGUUGUGAUGCUCCGCCCUUUCGAUUUUCUCAAGAGAAUUAACUGCCACAAGGUGUCUAGCCAUGUGUGCACGGUGGACAACAAAUUGGCGCUCUCGGAACCCCUCAUACCGUUCGAUAUUCAACUUGACGAGUUCGCAUCGAAGCUUCGGUCUUAUAAAUUGCAGGCGCUUGGCCAGGCUAUUCUACACAGUGCGAUCUCUGUUGGGUCGCCGCAUGGCGGUGGGGACCCGGGUGCUCGACAAAUCAACUCGGUGGGAAUUACCGAACGUGAUAAGGUCGUAGAGAAGUCUGAGUCUGUCCAGAAGUCUGAUCUCGCGCCACGUUGGCUAACGAAUAUGGUGUCCAAACGGUUAUCGCCGGGUCUGAAGCGAUGGCAAGGUCCGACAGAAGUUUCAUCUUCACGUCAUGAUGGUGGCAGGGGAGUUGGCAAGGAUCCUGAGAAGACGGAGGACGACUUAUCAGCUGAGCAACCUGUGCUUGAGAGAAAUGCUGAAGGGUACGAAGGAUAUGAUGAAGACGAAGACGAUCAGUUCACUGUCUACGACGGUGGUGACAGUGACGAACAGGGAGUCGGGGACGGCAAGGAAGGGGUGGAAGACGAGGACGGAGGGGAUGACGAUGACGGUGGGGAUGACGAGAAAGACGGUGACGACCAUCGUGGGCUAAAAGAUGGCGAUGACGACGAGGGAACUGGGGUUCGGGGGGCGGAGGACGAAGACAGCUAUGAAGCGGGGAGCGAAGGGGAAGAGGACGAAGCCAAUGAAUACGGAGUGUCUGUCAAUGAGCCUCGCAAAUACGCCGACAGUCAGAGGCUUCGCUCUAGAGACGAGGACGUCCUCAACACACAGAGAUCAGUAUGCUCGCGGAAGAGAAAAUCGAGAGCUAGCGACGGUGGAAAGGAAGUUGCAGACUCUGGGGACGAGGCGGUCGGGGUUGACCCUCGAGAUAAUAUGUCCAAGCCGGAACAGUUGGUGUCGGAUGCUAUCGACACAACGAGAGGUUUCUUUCUGGAGUAUGAUGACGACGACAAUGCGAUCGACCAGCCUGUUCAGGUGUUCGUAGAUGUCCGCAAGAUUUUGCCGAACCCAGACAACGGGGAAUUCCAGUACAAUCACAGACCCCUGAACGAGAUGUUGGUCGCCUCCAUCAAAGACGCUAUGGAACGGCCAGAGAAACAGAAAGAAUGGGACAGAAACACCUUUAUUCUGGCUCCUGUUAUAGAAGUCACGCGGAACGGGCAGAAACAGUGGCAACGUUUGAAACCCAAGGACUGGAGGGACGAGGAUGUCAGUUCGUACCAUUGGUAUGCCGUGGCAGGCCAACACACGGUGGAAGCUGCGAAGAGGUUGGAGACAACGAACUCUCCCUCUGCCAGGAAAUGGGGCGUGUGGUCAUGGAAAGCGCGUGCGGUGUACUUCGAUGAUGACCAUCUUGACGGGUAUGCCGACAUUUUCACAUUUGACAACACGAGGGAGACUCGAUCUAUCCCUUCGUCGUUUAGAAUGGUUGUCACCGCAAUAAGAGGGUUGUGGGGUCAUAUGAAAUGCCCGAAGGGCGACUGGCAUCUCGCGAAAACAAAAGAUGACAAGGUGGCGCAGCAGCAGAACUAUCAUGCUUUUCUGCACAAAGCGAUACGGAUGACACCAGACACUGAGCUCUGGAAUCAGUCGCUGAACAACAAAUUUGUCCGUAAUUGGUCCAACCUCUUGAGGCCGUUCAUGUGCCUUGCCCCCACUGGCAACGCAGUGUGGCAGUUGGUGAACCGGUUCUUCGACAUGUGGGAGAAAGGGGAAUUGCCUGGGCAGGAUGGAGUCAGGCCGGUUGAUCAAGAGGGGAGGCCACGCGAGGCGUCCGGUGCAGGUCCAGCUGCCAAAACAGUGAAACGGAAAAAGGAACUGGUGCACUACGUGCAGUCGAACAAAAGUCCAAAUGGGGAAGGUCGUUGUCACCACCGGCAGGAGUUUCGCCAAGAAACUGAUAACAUGAACGACCUCUACACAGAAGUGCGCAGGGAGAGAUACAUGGUGCGCAUGUUCAAGUACGUGCUCUUCAAGUCGGAACGCAGGGGACAGCGUGAGUGGAAUGACGAUUUCUUCAUCGGGUAUGAUGAUAUUAUGAAGAGGUUUGAGCCGCACGGGUUGACGAAAGAGAAAUGGGAGAAGAAGAAGAUGAAACUUCCAGUUGAGAUAACGAACAACGUGCCGAAACGACUGGGGGGGGUGGAUGAGGGAAAGUUGGGACAGGGUAAUGUGGGGGGGUACAAGGUGAUGAUUGAAAUGUAUAUCGAGUGCCCGUACUUCAUCAAACUGUUCCUGCAUGAGAUAGUGGGAGCGGUGAGCCAGUUGAAGGACGAGCUUCAGCGCGUCAACGCAAAUGCACAGCAUAUACUGUGGGAUAAGGGGAAGUGUAAUACAACGUAUUUGCCUGUGUGCAUGGCGCCGUUGGAUGGGCUGCAACCGACAGAGGAUCUGACUCAUGCUGUGAAGAAAUUGAGUUGUCACCUUGCGGUGCUGGACCUGGCUCCCCACAAGAAUCUGGAUUCAUGGACGGAGCAGAGGUUUGCAAACAAGGGUGCAGGAGAGCAAGAUAUCAGCAAAAAGGUGAACUCCGUAUUUGAAGCGCUGCUUCAAAACAAUCUUCUGGAGUAUUGCGCUGCUUUCUAUGAGAGAAAAUCGAGCCCUUCACAAGGACAGAUUAGAUGGCCAUUGGAGUGUCGCCAGACGGAACAAUUGUACGACAGUGACAUAUUGGUGGGGUGCACUCAAGCCAUGGAAGAGAAUAUCCGAAACGGGUCUAGACAAGGAGCCGUUAAGACGAGUGUUGCUGAAAAGGAAGGGCAUGAGAGGAAGGACGUCGAAUGUAAAAAACAGGGAACUCAUGAGGCAUCAGUUGAUGAGCUACUAAAAAUGCCGUUUUCUGAGGGCGUUGGUGCGGUGCCAGGGGAAAAGACGGCAGGUCCGGGAUGUGGUGGGGAAGAGGCAGGAAAUACAAAGGAACAGGGGGAAAAGGAGGCCACAACCGACGAAGAUGCGGGAGAUGCCGGGGAUGGGGGUGCCCAGCGGGUGCCCAGUGGACUCGGAGACCCGUUUUCGGCAGCCAACACAGGCAUGUCGUCACAUGGAGGACGAAGUGGGGGGAAGCACGAUGCGGGAGAUGCACUGGUAUUUGGAGGAGCAAGCCCUCGGGACACUACCGAGCCUUUUGCUGAUAACAGAGAUGAGGGGGACAAACUUCUGCACAUGGUAUGCACUAGCUCUGGCUCGCAGAUAGCCCCCGACUUGAUGGAGAGGGAAGAAGGUGGUGGCAUGGAGGGAGUUCGUAUGACACAUGGUCGUGAAGUGGAAAAUGAUGAUGAGGAAGUUGACAAGGAUGCAAACCUCGAACACAACAUGGACGUGGACAGCGAGGAUGGAUUGGGAAAGGAAGCUUCCUGCCGUGGCAGAUCGGGCGGUAGCAGUUCGAACGUGAUCAACUUAAUCGAGCAAUCAGACCUGCUCUCCUCUGCCUGCGCGCAGCUCCUUUCGCGAAUGAGAAUCAACUUCUCAGCGUUCCCUCUAGAUCCUGCUACAGGAAAGAACUCGCUAGAACAUGGCGUGUUGCCUCAGUAUGUGUAACGGUAUGAACUUCCGGUUAAAACAUGGCCAGAUACUCCCUCUCCGAAUGAUCCUCCCGCUGUAACAAAGCCAGAUGCACGCG